AUGACUGGCUUUUUCUUUUGUGUUUGUUUUACACUACUGGACUACUACCAGAGUGGGCGGAUGUUGAUAAGUUUGGCGCAGGCCCUGGGAAGGAUCGUCCUGGCAGGCAGAGAGAUGACCAGACUGUCCGGGUUCACUGCACGGAUCACAGAAAUUCAGGAAGUCCUUAAGGAGCUGAAUUCAGGCAGAUAUGAACGGACCAUGGUAACACAGAGAAUCAAAGACGAUUCAGUAGAGAAAAUCCCUCUUACCCCUGGGAGAGGUAAAAUCAUCAUCGCAGACAACAUUAUCAAGUUUGAACACAUACCUUUAGCGACGCCCAAUGGAGACAUUCUCAUUCGUGACUUGUCUUUUGAGGUGUCUUCUGGGACAAACGUGUUGGUCUGUGGGCCCAACGGCUGUGGAAAGAGUUCACUCUUCAGAGUGCUGGGAGAGCUGUGGCCUCUAUGUGGAGGACAACUCACAAAACCAGAGAGAGGGAAACUCUUCUAUGUUCCUCAUGAGAGGCCCUAUAUGACACUGGGUUCCCUCCCUGAUCAGGUGAUUUAUCCUGACACACAUGAAGACCAAAAGAAGAAAAGAACGUCUGAUCGGGUGCUGAAGGAAUAUCUGGACAAUGUCCAGCUGGGACAUAUCCUGGAGAGAGAGGGCAGCUGGGACCGUGUGCAGGACUGGAUGGAUGUCCUCAGUGGAGGAGAGAAACAGAGGAUGGCUCUGGCUCGUCUGUUUUACAACAAGCCCCAGUUUGCUAUUCUGGAUGAGUGCACCAGCGCUGUGAGUGUGGAUGUGGAGGACUUCAUCUGCAGCCACUGUCGAAAGGCUGGCAUCACACUGUUCACAGUCUCCCACAGGAAAUCACUAUGGAAGCACCAUGAGUAUUACUUGUAAAUGGAUGGAAGAGGAAACUAUGAGUUAAAAAAAUAG
This is a messenger RNA of Sinocyclocheilus rhinocerous, 924 nucleotides long. RefSeq names its product ATP-binding cassette, sub-family D (ALD), member 3b (gene abcd3b). Gene Ontology annotation, cellular component: peroxisomal membrane. Gene Ontology annotation, biological process: peroxisome organization; fatty acid beta-oxidation; very long-chain fatty acid catabolic process. Gene Ontology annotation, molecular function: long-chain fatty acid transmembrane transporter activity; ATP binding; ATPase-coupled transmembrane transporter activity. The record is from RefSeq and is a predicted model, not a curated record. Lineage: Eukaryota; Metazoa; Chordata; Actinopteri; Cypriniformes; Cyprinidae.